This is a messenger RNA of Chrysochloris asiatica (Cape golden mole), 3058 nucleotides long. RefSeq names its product cylindromatosis (turban tumor syndrome) (gene CYLD). NCBI's taxonomy places the organism in Eukaryota, Metazoa, Chordata, Mammalia, Afrosoricida, Chrysochloridae. Gene Ontology annotation, cellular component: cytosol. The record is from RefSeq and is a predicted model, not a curated record. Bases 1 to 2862 code for a protein of 953 amino acids. The transcript has 16 exons. Gene Ontology annotation, biological process: regulation of intrinsic apoptotic signaling pathway; protein K63-linked deubiquitination; regulation of mitotic cell cycle. Gene Ontology annotation, molecular function: K63-linked deubiquitinase activity; cysteine-type deubiquitinase activity.
AUGAGUUCAAGCUUAUGGAGCCAAGAGAAAGUUACUUCACCCUACUGGGAAGAGCGGAUUUUUUAUUUGCUUCUUCAAGAAUGCAGUGUUACAGAUAAACAAACGCAAAAGCUCCUUAAAGUACCAAAGGGGAGUAUAGGACAGUAUAUCCAAGACCGUUCUUUGGGACAUUCAAGGAUUCCUUCUGCAAAAGGGAAGAAAAACCAGAUUGGAUUAAAACUUUUAGAACAGCCUCAUACUGUUCUUUUUGUUGAUGAAAAGGAUGUUAUAGAAAUAAAUGAAAAAUUCACAGAGUUACUCUUGGCAAUUACCAACUGUGAGGAGAGAUUCAGCUUGUUUAAAAACACAAACAGACUAAGUAAAGGCCUCCAAAUAGAUGUGGGCUGCUCUGUGAAAGUACAGUUGAGAUCAGGGGAAGAAAAAUUUCCUGGAGUUGUACGCUUCCGAGGGUCCUUAUUAACAGAGAGGACAGUGUCGGGAAUAUUCUUUGGAGUAGAAUUGCUGGAAGAAGGUCGUGGUCAAGGGUUCACUGAUGGAAUCUAUCAAGGGAAACAGUACUUUCAGUGUGAUGAAGAUUGUGGUGUGUUUGUGGCCUUGGACAAGCUAGAAAUCAUAGAAGAUGAUGACACUGGAUUGGAAAAUGAUUAUGCAGGUCCUGUGGAUACAAUGCAAAUGGAACUUCCCCCUUUGGAAAUAAACUCCAGAGUUUCUUUGAAGGUUGGAGACACUUUAGAAUCUGGAACAGUUAUAUUCUGUGGUGUUUUGCCAGGAAAAAAAAGUUUAGGAUAUUUUGUUGGUGUGGACAUGGAUAAUCCUGUUGGCAACUGGGAUGGAAGAUUUAAUGGUGAACAGCUUUGUAGUUUUGCAAGUGUUGAAAGUACACUUCUUUUGCAUAUCAAUGAUAUAAUCCCAGACAGCGUGACACAGGAAAGGAGACCUCCCAAAGUUGCGUUUAUGUCCAGAGGUGUUGGAGACAAGGGUUCUUCCAGUCAUAAUAAACCAAAGGCUACAGGAUCUACCUCAGACCCUGGAAAUAGAAGCAGAUCUGAAUUAUUUUAUACCUUAAAUGGGUCUUCUGUUGAUUCACAACCACAAUCCAAAUCAAAAAACACAUGGUACAUUGAUCAAGUUGCUGAAGACCCUGCAAAAUCACUUACAGAGCUUUCUCCAGACUUUGGACAGUCUUCACCACCUCUGCAGCCUCCUUCCAUGAACUCCUUAUCCAGUGAGAACCGGUUUCACUCUCUACCCUUCAGCCUGACAAAGCUGCCCAAUACCAAUGGAAGCAUUGGCCACAGCCCACUUUCUCUGUCCGUUCAGUCCGUGAUGGGAGAACUAAACAAUGCACCUGUCCAGGAAAGUCCACCCUUGGCCCUUUCCUCUGGUAACUCACAUGGUCUGGAAGUAGGAUCGCUGGCUGAAGUUAAAGAAAACCCUCCUUUCUAUGGGGUAAUCCGCUGGAUUGGCCAGCCACCAGGACUCAGUGAUGUACUAGCUGGACUAGAACUGGAAGAUGAAUGUGCUGGUUGCACAGAUGGAACCUUUAAGGGCACUAGGUAUUUCACCUGUGCCCUGAAGAAGGCGCUGUUUGUGAAACUCAAGAGUUGCAGACCUGAUUCUAGGUUUGCAUCGCUACAACCCGUCUCCAAUCAGAUUGAACGCUGUAACUCUUUAGCUUUUGGGGGUUACUUAAGUGAAGUAGUAGAAGAAAAUACUCCACCAAAAAUGGAAAAAGAAGGUUUAGAGAUAAUGAUUGGAAAAAAGAAAGGGAUCCAGGGUCAUUAUAAUUCUUGUUAUUUAGAUUCAACCUUAUUUUGCUUAUUUGCAUUUAGUUCUGUUCUGGACACUGUGCUACUUAGACCCAAAGAAAAGAAUGAUGUAGAAUAUUAUAGUGAAACUCAAGGACUACUGAGGACAGAAAUUGUUAAUCCUUUACGAAUAUAUGGAUAUGUAUGUGCCACAAAAAUUAUGAAAUUGAGGAAAAUACUUGAAAAAGUUGAGGCUGCAUCGGGAUUUACCUCCGAAGAAAAAGAUCCUGAAGAAUUCUUGAAUAUCCUGUUUCAUCAUAUUUUAAGAGUAGAACCAUUGUUAAAAAUAAGAUCAGCGGGUCAAAAAGUACAAGAUUGUUACUUCUAUCAAAUUUUUAUGGAAAAAAAUGAGAAAGUUGGAGUUCCUACGAUACAGCAGUUGUUAGAAUGGUCUUUUAUCAAUAGUAAUUUGAAAUUUGCAGAGGCACCAUCAUGUCUGAUUAUUCAGAUGCCUCGAUUUGGAAAAGACUUUAAACUGUUUAAGAAAAUUUUUCCUUCUCUGGAAUUAAAUAUAACAGAUUUACUUGAGGACACUCCCAGGCAGUGUCGGAUUUGUGGAGGACUUGCAGUGUAUGAAUGCAGAGAAUGUUAUGAUGAUCCUGAUAUCUCAGCAGGAAAAAUCAAACAGUUUUGUAAAACCUGCAACACCCAAGUCCACCUUCAUCCCAAGAGGCUGAAUCAUAAGUAUAACCCUGUGUCCCUCCCCAAGGAUUUACCUGACUGGGAUUGGAGACAUGGUUGCAUACCCUGCCAGAAGAUGGAAUUAUUUGCUGUGCUCUGCAUCGAAACAAGCCACUAUGUUGCGUUUGUGAAAUAUGGGCAGGACGACUCAGCCUGGCUCUUCUUUGACAGCAUGGCGGAUCGGGAUGGAGGUCAGAAUGGCUUCAACAUUCCACAAGUCACCCCAUGCCCAGAAGUAGGAGAGUACUUGAAAAUGUCGCUAGAGGAGCUGCAUUCCUUAGACUCCAGACGAAUCCAAGGAUGUGCACGAAGACUUCUUUGUGAUGCCUACAUGUGCAUGUACCAGAGUCCAACAAUGAGUUUAUAUAAAUAAAUGGGGUCACCAGAUAGGUGAAGAAACUGAAUGCAGAAUUGUAAUGUUGCAUUUUACUUGAGCUGGCAGUUGUUCAACGUCCAUUGCCGGCAAUGGAUGUUUUUGUGAGGAGAAUCCUCCUGAAAAGGAUUCCUGUGUUUAAAAACAAAUUGCUUUUGUGUUACUAAAGUAUUUAAUAAGAAGCAUUUUGCACUCU